Molecule: messenger RNA, 1413 nt
Organism: Ornithodoros turicata
Lineage: Eukaryota; Metazoa; Arthropoda; Arachnida; Ixodida; Argasidae
Gene: pelo
Product: protein pelota-like
Exons: 11
Coding region: 138-1292 (384 amino acids)
Biological process (GO): nuclear-transcribed mRNA catabolic process, non-stop decay; ribosome disassembly; nuclear-transcribed mRNA catabolic process, no-go decay
Cellular component (GO): cytoplasm
Source: RefSeq, a predicted model, not a curated record
CAAUAACGUGACAAACAUGGAGGCCCUUAUGUGUGCGAGCGGAUGUUCUUAUGAUGUUGCCUGCAGGAGUAGAGAUUCUGAAUCAUUUACCAGCGACAAUUUUCAACUAGCGAGAAAGUAGCACAUAAUAAAACAUAAUGAAGUUACUGCACAAGUUUAUCGAUAAGGACGGAUCAGGGGACGUUACUGUCAUCCCUGAGGAGCCUGAAGACAUGUGGCACGCAUACAACCUUGUGAGUGAAGGGGACAGUCUCAAAGCCUCCACCAUACGCAAAGUCACGACAGAGUCGGCUACAGGAAGCACGGGCAGCAACCGAAUUCGCACCACACUUGUCAUCACAGUGGAGAGCAUCGAUUUUGACACCCAAGCCUGCGUUCUUCGCGUGAAGGGACGGAAUAUUGUGGAAAAUCAAUACGUGAAGAUGGGGGCCUACCACACAUUGGACUUGGAAAUGAACCGGAAGUUUACGCUGGCAAAGAGAAACUGGGACAGUGUACAUCUGGAACGCUUGGAACAAGCAUGUGACCCUGCACAAAGCGCUGACUUGGCAGCUGUUGUCAUGCAAGAGGGGCUCGCAAACGUCUGUCUUGUGACAGCCUCCAUGACACUUGUGCGGGCAAAGAUUGACGUGAGCAUACCACGCAAGAGAAAGGGGAGUUGCAGCCAGCAUGAAAAGGGACUGCAGCGGUUCUUUGAGGCUGUGAUGCAAGCCAUAAUACGCCACGUGAACUUUGACAUUGUGAAAUGCGUGCUGAUUGCCAGUCCUGGCUUUGUAAAGGACCAGUUCUUCGAGUACAUGUUCCAGUCAGCUGUAAAAUUGGAUAACAAAGUACUGCUAGAGAAUAAGGGCAAAUUCGUUCUGGUACAUGCAUCGUCCGGCUUCAAACAUUCGCUUAAAGAAAUCCUUCAGGACGGCAGCGUUCAGACCAAGCUGGCUGACACAAAGGCCGCAGGAGAGGUCAAGGCAUUGGAUCAGUUCUACCAGUUGCUGCAGACAGAGCCGAGCCGAGCUUUUUAUGGCAUAAAGCACGUUGAACACGCAAAUGAAGCGCAAGCCAUAGAGACACUCCUUAUUUCGGACAAUCUCUUCAGAUGCCAAGAUGUUGCUCAGCGAAAACGCUAUGUGGCACUUGUGGAUUCCGUGAAGGAUAAUGGGGGUGAUGUGAAGAUCUUCUCAAGUCUUCAUAUUUCAGGAGAACAACUGGCACAGCUCACGGGUGUUGCAGCUAUGCUGAGGUACCCCAUGCCAGAGCUUGAAGAUGAAGAGCUGAGCUCUGACGACGAGGGUUGAGACUAGCAGGACCAAAUAGGAGUACUUAACUUAAAUUCAUGACUAUGCACUGCACUGAAAUGCUGCAGCUUUUGUAAAUAUACGUUGUUAUGCAUAUGCAAUAAAGUGUUACGAAGCAAUG